AUGGGUGCCGAAGAUAUCACAUUGCGCCUCACCCCACGAGGCGCACCUCUCCCAAGACUUCCUGCUGAACUUCCAAUCAGCUCGGAUGCUUCCGUGGAUGCUUUGUAUGAUGCUGUAGCUAAACUGACGGGUUACUCCCGUCACCGUCUUCGGAUCACCAAAUCCGACAGCAGCCACUUGAAACCCGCAGCUUCAGUCACACUCACCGACUCCAACCUUUAUGAUCAAUCCUCCCUCUUCGUCAAAGAUCUCGGUCUCCAAAUCGACUGGCAAACCGUGUUCAUAAUUGAAUACCUCGGACCCCUUCUGAUCCACCCUCUAUUCAUGCUAUUCCGUAAUCAAAUCUAUGGCUUCACCCCUCCAUUCCUCUCCUGGGCCGGCACACCCACUUCCACUCCUGUCACGUCCACCCAGUCGAUCUUAUGUAUGAUGGUAGUCCUACACUAUAUCAAACGCGAACUAGAAACCAUCUUUGUUCACCGUUUCUCCUCUGCCACUAUGCCGCUCAGCAGCCUUAUCCGCAACACGUCCUAUUACUGGACAAUGGGCGGUCUUUACCUAGGAUACUUCCUCUACGCUCCGUCAACCACCGAAGCCUCGCCCUUAGCUCUCUACGCCGGUCUAGCAAUCUGGGUAUUCGCCGAACUAUCGAAUUUCAAAACUCAUUUGACACUUCGUGAUCUUAGACGACCGGGUAGCACGGAUAGAGGUAUUCCGACGGGAUAUGGAUUUAACCUUGUUACUUGCCCAAACUAUAUGUUUGAAGUACUCGGGUGGUUUGCUGUUGCUCUGAUCUCGGGCUGGAAGAUUCCAGCUUUGGUUUUCUGGGGUAGCGGGUUGUUUAUCCAGACUAAGUGGGCCGGGCAAAAGGAAAGAAGGUACCGAAAGGAGUUUGGGGAUAAGUACAAGAAGAAGAGGAGCGUUAUUAUCCCAUACGUCUUGUAG
Molecule: messenger RNA, 945 nt
Organism: Orbilia oligospora ATCC 24927
Lineage: Eukaryota; Fungi; Ascomycota; Orbiliomycetes; Orbiliales; Orbiliaceae
Exons: 2
Coding region: 1-945 (314 amino acids)
Biological process (GO): very long-chain fatty acid biosynthetic process
Molecular function (GO): oxidoreductase activity, acting on the CH-CH group of donors
Source: RefSeq, a predicted model, not a curated record